AUGGCUACUCGUCCCUCCAACAUUGGUAUCAAGGCCAUUGAGCUCUACUUCCCCAGCCAGUGCGUUGACCAGUCCGAACUUGAAAAGUUCGAUGGCGUCUCUCAAGGCAAAUACACGAUUGGUCUCGGCCAGACCAAGAUGUCGUUUUGCGACGACCGUGAGGACAUUUACUCCCUCGCCCUGACCACCGUCUCCUCGCUGUUUAAGAAAUACAAUGUCGACCCCAAGAGCAUUGGUCGUCUUGAAGUCGGUACCGAGACGCUGCUUGACAAGUCCAAGUCGGUCAAGUCUGUCCUGAUGCAACUUUUCGAGGAAUCCGGCAACUACAACAUUGAGGGUGUUGACACUGUAAACGCAUGCUACGGUGGAACCAACGCUCUCUUCAACUCGGUCAACUGGAUGGAGUCCUCCGGCUGGGACGGCCGUGACGCCGUCGUCGUCGCUGGUGACAUUGCACUAUACAAGAAGGGCAACGCUCGCCCGACGGGCGGAGCUGGAUGUGUAGCCAUGCUCAUCGGUCCCAACGCUCCUAUCGUCAUGGAUGCUGGCCAGCGCGGUUCCUACAUCAGGCACGCGUACGACUUUUACAAGCCCGACCUUACCAGCGAGUACCCCAUUGUCGAUGGCCACUUCUCCAUCCGCUGCUACACCGAGGCUGUUGAUGCUUGCUACAAGGCCUACAACGAGCGUGAGAAGACGCUCAAGGCACAACAAAAUGGACACGCCGUCCACCAGGAUGUCGAGACACCGCUCGACCGCUUUGACUACAUGGCUUUCCACGCCCCCACCUGCAAGCUUGUCGCCAAGUCAUAUGCGCGUCUGCUCUACAACGACUACCUUGUCAACCCUACCAACCCCAUUUUUGCCGAGGUUCCCGCCGAGCUCCGCGACCUCGACUACGCCACUUCCGUCACCGACAAGACAGUCGAGAAGGUCUUCAUGGGUCUCGCCAAGAAGCGCUUCGCGUCCCGUGUCCAGGCUAGCAUCCAGGUCCCCACCCAGUGCGGUAACAUGUACUGCGGCAGUGUCUACGGUAGCUUGUGCAGUUUGAUUGCCAACAUCAGCAGCCAGGAUCUGCAGGGCAAGCGCAUCGGCAUGUUCAGCUACGGAAGUGGUCUGGCCUCGUCGCUGUUCUCCUUCACCGUCAAGGGCGACACCGAGAACAUUGCCAAGCAGCUCGAUAUCCAGAACCGUCUCGAGCAGAGGCGUGUAGUUGCACCAGAGGUUUACGACGAGAUGUGCAACCUCCGUGAGCAAGCUCACUUGCAAAAGGACUACACCCCCAAGGGAAGCGCCGAGACCAUCCUCCCCGGCACUUACUACCUCACCGGUGUUGACAGCAUGUUCCGCCGUUCUUACGAGAUCAAGCAGUAG
Molecule: messenger RNA, 1374 nt
Organism: Pyrenophora tritici-repentis Pt-1C-BFP
Lineage: Eukaryota; Fungi; Ascomycota; Dothideomycetes; Pleosporales; Pleosporaceae
Product: PksG, 3-hydroxy-3-methylglutaryl CoA synthase
Biological process (GO): acetyl-CoA metabolic process; ergosterol biosynthetic process
Molecular function (GO): hydroxymethylglutaryl-CoA synthase activity
Source: RefSeq, a predicted model, not a curated record